Messenger RNA from Cynoglossus semilaevis (tongue sole), 817 nucleotides. RefSeq names its product proteasome 20S subunit beta 2 (gene psmb2). NCBI's taxonomy places the organism in Eukaryota, Metazoa, Chordata, Actinopteri, Pleuronectiformes, Cynoglossidae. Gene Ontology annotation, biological process: proteasomal protein catabolic process. The transcript has 6 exons. Gene Ontology annotation, cellular component: nucleus; proteasome core complex; cytoplasm. The record is from RefSeq and is a predicted model, not a curated record. The coding region runs from base 120 to 719 and encodes 199 amino acids.
AGACAGCCUGCGACUGACGUCUAUAACUUUUGCUGUGUAAUCUGUGAAUGAGCGGUCGGGAAAGGCGUUUUAUUUUACAGAAAUAAAAGAAAUAUUUUAAAUCACAGUUAGGUUUUGGAAUGGAAUAUUUAAUCGGGAUCCAGGGGCAGGAUUUUGUCCUCGUCGCCGCUGAUAAUGUGGCAGCCAGCAGCAUCAUUCAGAUGAAACACGAUUACGACAAAAUGUUCAAGCUCAGUGAAAAGAUCCUGCUGCUGUGUGUCGGAGAAGCAGGAGACACGGUGCAGUUUGCAGAGUACAUCCAGAAGAACGUUCAGCUCUACAAAAUGAGGAAUGGUUAUGAACUCAGUCCAUCGGCAGCAGCAAACUUUACACGGAAGAACCUGGCAGACUACCUGAGGAGCAGGACGCCGUACCACGUGAACCUGCUGCUGGCGGGCUACGAUGACACCGAUGGUCCGGGCCUCUUCUACAUGGACUACCUGGCCUCUCUGGCCAAGACCCCCUUCGCUGCCCACGGCUACGGAGCUUUUCUCACUCUGUCUAUCCUGGAUCGCUACUACAGACCAGACCUGACCAGAGACGAGGCAGUUGAUCUGCUGAAGAAGUGCGUGGAGGAACUGAACAGACGCUUCAUCCUCAACCUCCCGUCAUUCUCCGUCCGUCUGAUUGACAAGGACGGCGUCCAUGACCUGGAGAAGAUCUCUGUGGGCAACAAGUGACCCCUCUCCCUGCUCGCCUUCUAACCACCAUUUUUUUUUUUGUACUGUUGACCUCCUCCCGCUUUCUCCUCCAAUAAAAAGUGACACAGUCGAUUCAG